This is a messenger RNA of Closterium sp. Yama58-4, 1065 nucleotides long. The record is from the annotation of a GenBank genome assembly. NCBI's taxonomy places the organism in Eukaryota, Viridiplantae, Streptophyta, Zygnematophyceae, Desmidiales, Closteriaceae.
AUGACCCCUGCUGCCGCUACCUCUGGCAUUGCAGGCGAGGGCCUGGCGUUUGUAGUCACUGCAGCAGCACCCCAGGGGGCUGCAGCAGGGGUGGGGCUGGGAGGGGUGGGGAAGCGGAGUGUGGCGGUGGAGUUUGACUCGGUGCUGAGUGUGAAGCACAGCGACCCCAACGACAACCACGUGGGCGUCAAUGUGGGCGGCUCACCUGUGUCCCUCGCCUCUGCCACGGCCCCUCUCAUCCUCAACGACGCCCACACCAAGCACGCCUGGAUCCACUACGACCCCACCAGCGGCGGCACCCUCCGAGUCUUCCUCUCAGCCUCCAGGCAGCAGCAGUCCAAGGCUGUGGUGACGGCGAGAGUGUCUCUGUGCAGCGCACUCAAGCCCACUGUAGGGGAUUCCUCCUUCCUGUUUGGAUUUGUGGGUUCCUCUUUGAACAACACGCAGAGGCAUGACAUCCGCUCAUGGAGCAUUGUCACUGGCAUACUUCCUGCUGUGGACUGGAAGAAUGAAGCCCCUGGUAAGCAUAUCUUUCCCAACGCUUUUCCUCUCGCCUGCAUGGAUGCGGUAUGGCAUGGAUGCGGUAUGGCAUGGAUGCAGCACGGCAUGGCAUGGAUGCGGUAUGACGGUAUGGCACAGAUAAGGUAUGGCAUGGAUAGGUGUCGAUUGGCCGGUUAUGGCAUCGGGACAAAGACAACCAUUCAACAACCGCAUCAGCCCCCCUUGACCCUUCCCGUGUCCCUUCCUCCACGCCCCUCCCUGCCUGCCCAUACCCGGCCUGCAGCCGACUCCUCGGCAUACGCAGUGGUGGCGGCGGUGGAGGCAGCCUACAGCAUCACCAGCAACGGGUCGCAGCCCCCCAGGCUGUCGGUGGAGCAGUUUCGCCUCGCCCUCUCCGCCAAGUGCGACGACAUGCCUCCGCGCGAUGUGCUGGCCUUCCUGGUGGCUGCCACGCGCAAGGGAGGGGGGCUCAUGGAUGACGCAGCAGCAGCGCCCGCCAGUCCCCACAGCAUGGCGUCCACCGGCCGGCGGGAGAGACUGGCCACGGUGAGUCGCAGCCAGUGA